Sceloporus undulatus (fence lizard) is the source of this 4866-nucleotide messenger RNA. It is a transcript of the gene MPHOSPH8, whose product is annotated as M-phase phosphoprotein 8. Lineage: Eukaryota; Metazoa; Chordata; Lepidosauria; Squamata; Phrynosomatidae. Bases 114 to 4112 code for a protein of 1332 amino acids. The transcript is spliced from 26 exons. Gene Ontology annotation, molecular function: protein binding; NAD+ poly-ADP-ribosyltransferase activity. The record is from RefSeq and is a predicted model, not a curated record.
AAUAGAACAUAUUUACAGUUUCGGUUGGAAACUUGCCACCUUCAACCAAGGUACUCAUCAAAAUCACCUACAUCACGGAGCUCAUUUUCGAGAAUGGAUGCCUAUCUUUUCACAUGCCUGCCACUGUGGCUCCUUGGCAACAGGACAAAGCAUUAAAUGAAAUCACACAGGACUCAGUAAAGAAAGUUACCAUAAAGCAAUUAGGAUCAAAAGCAGGUGAAUUCUAUUUGCAAAUGUCAGUUGAAAUGCCUUUCAAAAUAAAUUGCAUUAGCAGUUGGACUCAUCAACUGAGAAUAAAGAAAACAGACUGUAAAGCUAUUGUCCGUACCAUUGAGGGUAGUUCCUUGGAUACACGUGGCUUUGUAAUGGAAAUUGAGAUUGGUGAUGUACAUUUGCCCAGAAUGUGGGUAGAAAAGCAUCCAGACAAGAAGAGUGAGGCAUGCAUGCUUGUCUUUCAACCAGAAUUUGAAGCACCAUUAGACCCUCUAAGCCCCCAUGGCGAAACUAUUAUCUGCCUUGAUUGUUCUAACUCCAUGGCAGGCUCAGAAAUCCAACAAGCCAAGCAGAUUGCAUUAUGUUUUCUAGAUUCUUACUAUGUUACAGAAAAACUAAACGUGAUCAAAUUUGGCACAAAUUUUGUUGAAUGCCCUUACAAUUCUGAAGACUUCAAAGUGGAUUAUGCAAAUCUGGAGGAGUUUAUCAUGUCUGCUACAGCUACAAUGGGAAACUCAGAUUUGUGGAAGACUUUACAUUACCUGAGUUUGCUCUACCCUUCUAAAGAGAAACGCAACAUUCUUCUUAUAUCUGAUGGCCAUAUUCAGAAUGAAGCAAUGACCCUGCAGCUUGUGAAACAGAAUGCAAAGCACACUAGAAUAUUUACAUGUGGAGUUGGGCCUGCAGCAAAUCGUCACAUGCUGAGAUCUUUAUCCCACUAUGGAGCUGGAGCCUUCGAACAUUUUGAUGCAAAGUCAAAGUACAAUUGGGAGAGAAAGGUAAGAAGUCAGAAGGAUAGGAUGUCUUCUCCAGGAUGUAAUGCGGUCUCAAUUAAAUGGCAACAGUUUGACACAAAUGCACCUGAACUGACAUAUGCUCCUGCUCAGAUACAGUCUCUGUUUAAUCAUGAGCGUCUUCUUGUUUAUGGAUUUAUCUCCAAUUGCACUCAGGCCACUUUACAUGCACUAAUAGAUAACCAAGAACUACAGACAAUGGUGUCUACAACUGAAUUGCAGAAGACAACAGGAACUAUGCUUCACAAACUUGCAGCAAGAGCCUUCAUUAGGGAUUAUGAACAAGGAGUUCUUCAUGAGAAUGAAACAGAACAUGAGAUGAAGAAACAGCAGUUGAAAUCCUUGAUUAUUAAGCUCAGCCUGGAGAACUCCAUCGUGACCCAGUUUACAAGUUUUGUUGCAAUUGAAAAAAGGACAGAGAAGGAAAGCCAGAUCGCUGAUACUAUGAAUGUUUUGGAACUGGUCAACAAGGAAGAUGUAGACAUCUUACCUUACAUGCAGUAUCAAGAACCUGAGGGAGUACCGUGGAAAGGUUUACCACUUGCUGAUGACACAUGGGAACCAGAAGAACAUUUAGAAGACUGUAGAGAGUUUCAAAAGAAAAUAGUGGAUGCUAAGCCUAAACUUGUUAAAAAAGAGAUACAGAAGCUGCCUUUAAAUCAUGAUCUUUUUGAAGCAGAUUCUGAAGCAGAAAGUGACUGGCAAAGUGAUUCAAAAGGAGAUCAAUCUCCAAAGAAGAAAAAGAAAAAACAUAAAGAGAAGGAGGACAAAAGCCAGGAUGAGAUGCAAAAGAAAAAAUCUAAAUCAGCAAAAGGAAAAGAUAGACCUGGACUGGAAUGUGAAAAUUCCUGUGAUAGUUUGGCUUCGGAUUCAAAACCGAAAAAAAGGACUUCAGAAUCAAGGGAAGAUGUGAAAGAGUCCAAAAAGCAGAGGAGGGAGGAUGUAAAAGAAACCACUAAAAAGAAAGCAGAAGUCAAAGAAGGGAAGAAAAAAUUAAAAGAGGAGUCUAAGAAUAAAAGUAUGCCAAAAGGAAAACACAGUCCUCAUUUAGAUCUGGAAUCCAGCCCAUUGGAGGACUCUUUUUCUCAAGCUGCUGAUAUUGAUGAUUUAGACUCAGACAGCAGUGCCGAAAAACAUAACACGUGUCCUGAAAAAGAAGAAUUAGAAGAGGAAAGGACGCCUUGGGUUUCAGUUCAGCAACCAGACAGUUCAUCAAGCACAGAUGAUAGCUGUGAAGCAAAAGUUAAGAGAAAAAAGAAGAAACACAAAAAAUCUGAAGAACGUGAAGAUAGUAGAAAAGUUGACAAGUAUCUGGAAAAGAAAAGCACACAUAGAAAGCAUAAGGUACCAGAGAAAGCAAAAGCUGCUGCUGAGCCGGACAGUAAGAGACCAACAACACCUAGCCCUGUGCAAAAAAGUUUGAAAAUAUCCCCCGAUGAGAGAGGGCGAAAAUCAACUGAUUCCACCGGGGAAGUAAGCAAUACAAAACUGAAAAGCAAAGAGGCUAAAUUGGGACAGUCCUAUGCCAGGGAUGUGCUUCAAAAGACAACUGUUGCUGAAGGCAAAGAUAAAACUACCAAUUGGAGAGUUGGUGAGGAGAAAAUGAAAGAGAGGCCUACUCUGCAAUCCGUAGCAGAGAGCCUGUUUGAAAAAUUUAAACUGGAUUCUGACUACAGUAGAGGAGGAACCAUUGGCAGCAAGAAGAAUCUUUCUAAAAGUGAUCUGAGUGCUGAGGACGUCUCCAGAGAAAGAAACACAUUGUCUAAGGAAAAAGAAAUUAAAAAAGGUGAAGCAAAAGAGAAACUUCAGAAAAGACUUGAAUCUGAAAAGGAAGAAAAGGUCAAAAAAGAACAGAAGGGAUUCAAAAGUUUGAAAGAGAUCAAGAAUGCAUUUGAUGUAUUUAGCAUCUCUUCAGAAGAAAAAAGUGAAUACUUGGACAAUAGAAAAAAAGAAGAGGCAGGACAUGACUACAGAUCCAUAGAUGAAUUCAGAGCAAAAGACCGACAGUUAUAUAGCAGGAGCACAAGAGAUGAGACAGAUACCUGGGCUUAUAUUGCAGCAGAGGGUGACCGUGAUGUGACUGAGGAGACUUCAGAUGCGAAGCAACAAACUGUGAGCUUGGGCAUGGACAUGCAGUUAGAGUGGCUGUCACUGGAAGACUUUCAGAAGCAUCUUGAUGGAGAAGAUGAGAAUCACUUGCCUGUUGAAGUAAUAUCCUCUACUCAGCUGCGGGAUGCUGUUAAAAAUGGACACUAUGCUACAGUAAAGAAGGCACUUAAUUCAAAUGAAGAGUAUAAUCUUGAACAGGAGGAUUCUAGCGGAAUGACUCUUGUGAUGCUCGCUGCUGCAGGAGGUCAUGAUGAUAUUCUUCGGCUUCUCAUCAGGAAAGGGGCUAAAGUUAAUUGCAGGCAAAAAAAUGGAACAACUGCUUUGAUACAUGCAGCUGAAAAGAACAAUCUCACUACAGUAGCCAUCCUUUUGGAAGCUGGAGCAUAUAUGAAUUUGCAGCAAAAUAGUGGUGAAACGGCUUUAAUGAAGGCUUGUAAGAGAGGAAAUUAUGAUAUUGUCCGUCUUAUGAUUGAAAGUGGCGCAGACUGCAACAUAUUAUCAAAGCAUCAGAACAAUGCCCUUCACUUUGCAAAACAGUGUAAUAAUUUGCUAGUGUAUGAUCUCCUCAGCAGCCACUUGACUACAGUCUCACGAGUUGCAGAAGAUGCAAUCAGAGAAUAUUUUGAAGCUCGUCUUAGUUUGAUGGAGCCUAUAUUUGAUAUUGCGUGUCAUAGGCUUUGUGAGGGGCCAGAUUAUUCUUCUGAAUUCACCUACAAGCCCCCACAGAGUGUCCCUGAAGGAUCUGGAAUUCUCUUAUUCAUUUUCCAUGCAAACUUCUUUGGAAAAGAUGUUAUUCCUCGGCUCUGUGGACCAUGCAGUGUGCAAGCUGUGGUUCUGAAUGACAAAUUCCAACUGCCUGUGUUCUUGGAUAGUCACUUUAUUUAUUCCUUCAGUCCGAUCCCAGGCCUUAACAAGCUCUUCAUAAGGUUGGUAGAAGCUCCUACUGCCAAGGUGAAGUUGCUGAUAGGUGCAUACAGAGUACAGUUGACCUCAUGAACCUAACACUGAUUGUAUUUUUUAUUGGAAUAUACUUUCCUUUUUGCGUCUGAUCAAGCAGUUUGGAACUCCUGAUGCAUUCAAUAUGAUGUUUGUGCUACAACCUCUGUUUAUUUUGACUCCAUUUACAUGUGAAACAUCAUACUAGUAGAAGAUGGGGUGCUUAAGAAACUGGAUAAGAUGGUUUUAUUUUAUAUAGAUAUAACUGUAUUUGUGCCAAUAACUAUAAUUCCAUUUCUAAGUUGGAAAGUCCAGACUGCGUAUCUCAGCAUUUCCACAAUGUGGAAUGGUGCAAACACCUUAAGAUAAACUAUAAUUUUUAAAAGCCAAGUUCUUGAUUUUAAAGGCUAAAAAAAUUGUCCUGACUUCUUUGUUUAUAUUUAAACUGUCAUUUUUUUUUUAGCAAGAAGAACUAAAUUUGUUAUUGCUGUUACACAGGAAGAUAAACAGUAUUUCAGCUUUGAUGUAACAAUUAGGGCUUAAACAUAAGAUUAAUACAAGUUGGGCUAGCAGUUGGUUAGUUUGUUCAAAAAAAAAAAACUGGGCAGAAUGAUGAAAUUUACUGUUCCUGAUAAAGGUUUAGCAGGUAUUAAAUAGCAUUAUAGGUACUUUCAGGCUUUUUUAAAGGUAGACCAUAUGUAUAGAUUUAUUCUAAUCUUGUACUGCUGUGUAUUGCCCCUGAAGGAUUAAUCUUUUGCCCUCAUUGAUUCAUGUUUAUUAUAGUAGUUCAGUGUUAAUAAAAAUGUAAAACAUA